Molecule: messenger RNA, 3753 nt
Organism: Australozyma saopauloensis
Lineage: Eukaryota; Fungi; Ascomycota; Pichiomycetes; Serinales; Metschnikowiaceae
Gene: NCR1
Product: sphingolipid transporter
Exons: 1
Coding region: 1-3753 (1250 amino acids)
Biological process (GO): sterol transport
Cellular component (GO): membrane
Molecular function (GO): sterol binding
Source: RefSeq, a predicted model, not a curated record
AUGCGCUGGUCGCUUCUACUCCCCGUCUUUUCCCUUCUUUCCGUCGUUUCUUCCUCAGAUUCAAAGGGAACCUGUGCUAUCUACGGCAAUUGUGGUAAGAAACUGGUUUUUGGUGGUCUGCUUCCUUGCGUCGAACGAAUUGCUGCUCCGAAACCGUCUCAAGAGACAGUUGAUCUUCUCUACAAAGUUUGCGGUGCAGACUUCCCUAUAGAAUCGGGGUUAUGUUGCUCUUUUGAUCAAUUGACAACGCUAGAGCUGAACUUAAAACGUGUCGACCCGUUAAUAAGUUCAUGUCCCGCCUGCCGGAAGAACUUCUACGAUUUUUUCUGUAAAUUCACUUGUUCUGGUGCUCAGGGUACGUUUGUGAAUGUAACAAGAACAGGCACUGCUAUCGAUACAGGCAAGGAAAUCGUGGCGGAGCUUUCCAUCUUCACCGAUCCUAAGUAUGCCGAGCAAUUCUAUGACUCCUGUAAAAAUGUGAAAUUUUCAGCCACUAAUGGUUAUGCUAUGGACUUGAUUGGUGGUGGAGCUAAAAACUACUCUCAGUUUCUCAAGUUUUUGGGUGACGAAAAGCCUCUUUUGGGUGGAUCGCCAUUCCAAAUCAAUUAUAAAUAUGAACUUCCUCCAAAGACCCCAUUUGUGCUCAAUUCGGGGUCAAUGAAGCCUUGCGACGAUCCUGAGUUCAAGUGUGCUUGCUCUGAUUGUCCACUGUCGUGCCCAACACUUCCUGAAUUCCGCUCGUAUCAAGAUCGGUGCACUGUAGCUGGAUUGCCUUGCUUUUCGUUUGUAGUAAUUGUUCUUUGGCUCCUUCUCUUCGCAGCUAUUGGUGGAUACCAUGUCUACCUUGCCAGAACAAAACGCGCUCAAUUUCAACGCUUGAAUCAGAUCUUGAGCGGUGAAAUUCACAACUCCGAAAAUGAAACAGACGAUCAGGCCCACUUUUCAUCCCGUGAUUCUUCGACAGUAGUGGGCUUGAGUGCAAUGCAGGUGUGGAUUAUCAGAGCUCGUGAGUGGAUAAUGGACUCUCUUAAAAAUGGAUUCUAUAAGUUAGCAUACUUCUGCGCGGAGCAUCCAGCAGUCGUAAUUAUCUCUUCAGUAGCAAUAUGCCUUCUUUGCUGCACUGGUAUCAAACAAUUGGAGUGGGAGACGCAGCCGGUAAAUUUAUGGGUAAGCGAAAAUGAGCCAGCACUCAAAAAUCUCCAGUACUUUGAAUCUGAAUUUGGAGAAUGGUUUAGAAUCGAACAGCUUAUCAUAAGUAAUGCCAAUGCUUCAUCGCCAGUUCUCUCAUGGGAUACUGUACAAUGGUGGUUCGAAAAAGAGCUCGAUUUGCAAGAGUUGACCAAUGAAAAAGGCGAGAAAGUGCUUUUUGACAAGCUCUGCUUCAAACCACUUGAUGAAACAUGCGCUAUACAGUCAUUCACCCAGUACUUCCAGGGAAACAUAGCCUAUUUGAACAAAGAUACCUGGGCUCAAGAAAUACAAGCAUGCACAAGAUCUCCUGUGAAUUGUUUGCCAUCGUUCCAACAGCCUUUGAAGCCGUCACUUUUAUUUUCUGAUGACAAAGUCUUAGACUCUGAGGCAUUCGUGGUCACUCUUUUAAUCAACAACCACCUGGAUGAUGAGAAGUACACGAACUAUGCCGUUUCUUACGAGAAGGCAUUACAAAAAUGGAUCAAGAAGAUUCAAGAUGAGAAGCCAAACCUCAAUAUCUCGUACAGUACCGAAGUUUCGCUAGAGGAAGAACUCAAUAAAUCGACAAACACAGACAUCAAGAUUGUCGUUGUAUCGUACAUCGCUAUGUUCAUUUAUGCGUCCUUGGCUCUUGGCGGCCGAAUUCCAUCCUCAUUCGAUAAGAAACAUCUUGUCCGCACUCGAUUUCAAUUGGGCCUGUUGGGUAUCAUGAUUAUUUUGGCUGCGGUAGCGUCUUCAGUGGGAAUUUGUGCCUAUUUCCAAAUCAAGUCUACCCUUAUCAUUGCAGAAGUUAUCCCAUUUUUAAUUUUAGCAGUUGGAGUGGACAAUAUAUUCUUGAUUGUUCAUGAGCUUCAUGUCAUCAGUGAAAAUAAUCCUCAACAGUCUAUAAGCGAAAGAAUUGCCUUGUCUAUGGCCAGAAUUGGCCCUUCCUGUUUCAUCAGUGCCUUGAUUCAAUUCCUGAUGUUCUUCCUUGCUUCCACAGUUCAGAUGCCUGCGGUUAGAAACUUUGCCUUCUAUUCAGCUGGUGCCGUGUUUAUCAACUUUUCUCUCCAAAUGACACUCUUCAUCUCAUUUUUGACGAUUGAUCAAAAACGUCUAGAGGAGGGUCGUAUGGAUUGUCUCCCAUGGAUUACUGUCCAAAAGCAAAUUCUGCUCCUGGAGUCUACUCAGGCAAUUGAGUACGAUUUCUCGCUGUUCAUAGAGAAAAAGUACUCUCCAUGGCUAUUGAAGCCUUCCAACAAAAGAAAGAUCUUCACAGCAUUUUUAGCUUGGCUUGGAAUAUCAUUAGCCUUGCUUCCAUCCAUUCAAUUGGGCCUCGAUCAACGACUUGCAUUGCCUGCUGACUCCUACUUGGUGGAUUACUUCAAUUCUGUUUACCAGUAUUUGAACGUCGGUCCACCAAUUUUUUUCGUUGUCAAAGAUUCGGAUCUUACCCUGAGAUCUGCACAACAAGAGUUCUGUGGUAAAUUUUCUACUUGUGAAGAGUUUUCGAUUGCGAAUGUAUUGGAACAAGAGUAUAAGAGAGGCACUGUGUCCACAAUUGCAGAGCCAGCUUCGAGUUGGCUAGACGAUUUCUUCGCAUGGAUGAACCCAGAUCUUGACCAGUGCUGUCGAUUCGAGAAGAAUGCUAUUGGUGACCGCUUCUGUUCGCCAUAUGCCUCCCCGCGUCAAUGCGUUCCAUGUUAUGCCGACCACGAGCCACCAUACAACAUUCUGAUGGAAGCAUUUCCGACUGGCAGUGAGUUUAUGAAGUUUUUCAGACAAUGGAUAGAAGAGCCCAGUGAUCCAUGUCCCUUGGGUGGCAAAGCACCAUAUUCAUCUUCCAUAAGCUACAAUGAAACUGCUAUUAAAAGCAGCUACUUGCGCACAAGUCAUAAGCCAUUGAGGUCACAGGAAGACUUCAUAGUUGCUUAUGAGAACGCCUUACGAAUUGUUGACGAGAUCAAAGAGCACUCACCACAAGAACUCGAUCUAUUUGCAUUCUCUCCAUUCUACAUUUUCUUUGUUCAGUAUAGAACGAUCGUAUCGCUAACUUUUACUCUAUUGGCGAUUGCUGGGCUUCUGAUUUGGGCUGUAAGCACCUUAUUGUUAGGGCUGAUGCGGGUGGCAUCAAUUCUCACGGCCGUAGUGGCAGUGAUUAUGGUCAACAUUGGAGGAAUAAUGGCGCUUUGGGACAUCUCUCUCAAUGCUGUGUCAUUGGUCAAUCUUGUGAUUUGUGUUGGGUUGGCAGUUGAGUUUACUGUGCAUAUUUCAAGAGCGUACUUGGUAGUGAACGACGAGACGGACGAAGACCAGAUUUACGAAGGGUUUUUGGGCUACGAGGGCCAAGGUGAGCAAGACAAGAAAACAGCGCUUGCCUCAGCAGCGCUUUGCAAAGUUGGCGGUUCAGUUUUGGGAGGUAUCACUAUGACCAAAUUGAUCGGAAUAUUUAUUCUAGCAUUCACACAAUCGCGUAUCUUUGAGGUUUACUAUUUCCGGAUGUGGCUUUCACUUGUUGCAAUCGCAUCGGUGCACGCGCUAGUUCUUCUUCCGAUUCUUUUGAGUAUGUUCGGACCUGAGUGA